This is a messenger RNA of Yarrowia lipolytica CLIB122, 1611 nucleotides long. RefSeq lists its product as uncharacterized. Gene Ontology annotation, molecular function: ATP binding; ATP-dependent protein folding chaperone. NCBI's taxonomy places the organism in Eukaryota, Fungi, Ascomycota, Dipodascomycetes, Dipodascales. The record is from RefSeq and is a predicted model, not a curated record. Gene Ontology annotation, biological process: endoplasmic reticulum unfolded protein response; regulation of translational fidelity; cytoplasmic translation. Gene Ontology annotation, cellular component: membrane; endoplasmic reticulum chaperone complex; nucleus.
AUGUCCACUGUCAUCGGUAUCGCUUUUGGAAACACCAACUCCUCCAUCGCCUACGAGAAGGACGGCAAGGUCGAGGUUAUUGCCAACCCCGACGGAGAUCGAUUUAUCCCCUCCACCGUCUCCUAUGUCGGCUCUGAUGAGUACUCUGGUCUCGAGGCCAAGGCCCAGCUGAUUCGAAACGCCGCCAACACCGUCACCAACUUCCGAGACUACCUCGGCAAGCCUUUUUCCAACAUUGACGCUUCUGCUGCUAAGGCUUCUUCCAAGCCCACUGAUGGAGGCUCGGCUGUUGCCUACAAGCUGGAGCGAGGCAAUGGAGAGGAGGCUGUUUCUGUUGAUGAGAUUGCCGUCCGACACCUUACCAAGCUGCAGGAGGCCGCCAAGGACUACAUUGGAAAGCCCAUUGACGGAAUUGUCAUUGCUGUCCCCACCGAUUUCGACGAGGCCACCACCAAGGCCGUUGUCAAGGCUUGUGAGGGUGCCAAGAUGCCUGUUCUGCAGGUCAUCUCCGAGCCCGCUGCUGCCCUGCUCGCCUCCGAUGCUGGUAAUGCCGAGAUCUCUUCUGGCGACCGAGUUUCUCUGGUCCUCGAUCUCGGUGGAAUCCGAUCCGAUGCCGCUGUUAUUGCUACCCGAGGUGGUGUCUACACCACCCUGGCCACUCACCACGCCUUUGGUCUCGGUGGUAACAAGCUCGAUGAUGCUCUCGUUAACUACUUCGCCAAGGAAUUCGAGAAGAAGCACAAGCUGAACCCUCUGGAGGACAAGCGAGGUGUCGCCAAGCUCGUCCACGAGUCUGAGGCUGUUAAGAAGACCCUCUCUAACACUUCUUCUGCCACUUUCGCUAUCGAGUCUCUCGCCGGUGGCAUUGACUACCACGGAACCGUCAACCGACUGCGAUUCGAGCUUGUUGCCAAGGCUAUCUUCGCCGAGUUCAACACCUUUGCUCUUGAGGCUGUCAAGAAGGCCGGUCUUGAUCCCCUUGAUGUUGAUGAGGUUCUCCUUGUCGGAGGAACCGCCAACAUCCCCAAGAUUGCCAAGCUGCUGUCUUCGUCUUUCGAAAACGCCACUGUCGUUGCCCCCGCUGUUGAGUCCAAGGCUGUUGAGCCCGCUGAGCUCGUUGCCCGAGGUGCCGCCAUCCAGGCCGCUCUUGUUGCUGAUUUUGACGAGUCCGAGAUCGCCGAUUCCACCCAGGCCGUUGUCACUGUUGCCCCCCACACCACUGCCCCCAUUGGUGUCAAGCUCGCUGACGGCUCUCUCAAGGUGAUCAUCCCCCAGGAUACCCCUCUGCCUGUCAAGAAGUCCGUUGUGCUCCCCGCCAAGGGCUCUUUCUUCGCCCAGAUCUACGAGGGCAAGCACUCCAUUGACGAGAAGGAGGUGACCCCCACCAACGACGACGAUGACUCCGACUUUGACGACGAGCCUUACACUGAGCGAACCAAGAAGGUCGAGGGUACUCACCUCCUCGGCGAGCUUGGUCUUGAUGGCAUCACCGGAGACAAGGUCGAGGUCAUUGUUAACAUCACCCGGGAGCUCAAGCUCGAGAUUUCCGCCCGGGAGAUCGGAGGAGCCGGUGUUGUCCGAGGUGUUGCCGGAACCGCCAAGUUGGAGUAA